UUGAAGGAUCUGAGCUCGCCUUGCAGGACUACCCUAUUAUAUCCAUCGGUGACAACCUGGAGAGAAGUUCACCUCUGAAAAAAAACUCCACUGGGAUGACGAAUCCGUCAGAGGCAGACGAUUUCUCCGACUCGAAGGACUCAUCAGGGGACGUCCAGCGAAGCAAACUCUCUUCUGAUCUUGACGGAGUCGCUGACAGUCGUCACAAUUUCGAUGGAUCUGCAGGAGAACGCUAUCUCCUGUCUCAGUCCAGUCAAGUUCAGCCGAGUCCCACCACCAUGUUUCCCUACCCGAGUCAGCAUGGACCGACGCACCCAGCCUUUUCCAUCGGAAGCCCGGGUCGCUACAUGGCACACCAUCCGGUGAUAACGAACGGAGCCUACAACAGUCUGUUGAGCAACACUUCUCCUCAAGGCUACCCGACCGCAGGCUACCCGUACGCGCAACAGUACGGACACGCGUAUCAAGGGACGGCUUUCUACCAGUUUUCCUCGGCUCAGGCCGGGCUUGUGCCCGGUAAAGCGCAGGUCUACCUCUGCAACAGGGCCCUGUGGCUUAAAUUUCACAGACAUCAAACAGAGAUGAUUAUUACCAAGCAAGGACGGCGAAUGUUCCCGUUUUUGAGUUUCAAUAUAUCCGGUCUUGACCCGACGGCGCAUUACAAUAUUUUUGUGGACGUGAUUCUUGCGGAUCCGAAUCACUGGCGCUUUCAAGGAGGAAAAUGGGUCCCGUGCGGAAAAGCAGACACAAAUGUAACAGGUAACAGGGUUUACAUGCACCCCGAUUCGCCAAACACCGGUGCGCACUGGAUGCGCCAAGAAAUAUCAUUUGGAAAACUCAAACUAACCAACAACAAAGGAGCGUCUAACAACACAGGACAGAUGGUGGUCCUGCAGUCGCUGCAUAAAUACCAGCCUCGACUGCAUGUGGUGCAGGUGAACGAGGACGGAACCGAGGACACGAGCCAACCUGGCCGCGUGCAGACCUUCACUUUCCCGGAGACGCAGUUUAUCGCGGUCACCGCAUAUCAAAAUACUGACAUCACACAGCUAAAAAUCGACCACAAUCCAUUUGCAAAAGGAUUCCGCGACAAUUAUGACACUGUCUACACAGGUUGCGACAUUGAUCGGUUGACGCCGUCCCCGGGUGACUCGCCGCGCUCUCAGAUCAUGCCUAGCGCAAGAUAUGCCAUGGCUGGUUCUUUCCUGCAGGACCAAUUUGUCAGCUCGUAUGCCAAGUCCCGCUUUCACCCUGGCGUCGGAGGCGCUCCUGGCACGGACCGCAGCGUCCCACUUAGUAACAGCUUGCUCUCCCCGCAACAAGCCGAGGAGACCACGGUGGCCUCCCCGCAGCGAUGGUUUGUCACCCCUGCCAACAACCGACUGGACUUUGCCGCCUCGGCAUACGAUGCCGCCGCGGCUGCUGAUUUCGCCGGUAACGCGGCCACCCUUCUGUCGUACGCAGCUGCCGGAGUGAAAGCGCUGCCCCUGCCCGGGGCGGGAUGCUCCAACAGACCUCUGGGGUACUAUGGCGAGCCGCCGGGGUGGGGCACUCGCACCCCGCCGCAAUAUUGCAGCAAGUCCAGCUCCGUCCUCUCCUGCUGGCCGUCCAAUUCCGUGGGGAGCACCAGAACGACGACCUCCAGUUACCUGCUACCUGGUCUCGAGGAUGGCGACCCUAUCGCGGCCGAAAGGUCACCGGAUGAAUCCAAACCGAAAGACCUAUCGGAAUCCAGCUGGAUAGAAACGCCGUCCUCAAUUAAGUCCAUCGACUCGAGCGAUUCUGGGAUUUUUGAGCAAGCCAAGCGGAGGAGGAUUUCGCCAUCUGCCACGCCGGUUUCAGAAACCUCGUCUCCGUUAAAAUCCGAAAUGUUAACGCCGAGGGAAUGCGAGAAAAACUGUUCCAAGGACAUCGCUGUUCUACAGGUACAGAAAGAUGGAUGCGAAGGACCAAGGCGCACAAAUGGAGCCUCUGCUGCCGACGAGGAUAGAAAAAAAAAAAAGAUGCACAACAAAGCUUUACAAGCUUCUUGGUUGGCUAAAUACAAUAGAAAUGAUGAUGAGGCAGUCGUGGACAGAGGAGGCACUCGCUCUAUGCUGAAAGGCAGCUUUGAGAAGGAGGAGCUAGAAGGUCACAGGACUCUGUAUAUCGGGGUUCAUGUUCCUCUGGGCAGGAAAACUCGCCGGCGUCAUCAUCACCAUGGACAUAAACACAGAAAGAGAAGCAGAGAGAGAGACUCGGGGGUCGAAGAUGGACGGGAAUCACCCUCAUAUAAUACUCCCUCUCAGAGGGUUCAGUUUCUGCUCGGCACUGAAGAUGAUGAUGAAGAACAUAUACCUCAUGACCUGUUCACUGAACUCGAUGAGAUCAGCCUGCGUGAUGGAGAAGAUGCAGAAUGGAGAGAAACCGCCAGGUGGUUGAAGUUUGAAGAGGAUGUUGAAGAUGGUGGUGAGCGCUGGAGCAAACCGUAUGUGGCCACACUCACUCUGCACAGCCUCUUUGAACUACGGAGCUGCAUCAUCAAUGGCACCGUCAUGCUAGACAUGAGAGCCAGUUCUUUGGAGGAGAUUGCAGAUAUGGUGCUGGACCAGCAGGAAGUAACUGGGCAUCUUGAAGAUGAUGUUCGUAAGAAGGUGAAAGAGGCUCUUCUGAAGCAGCACCAUCAUCAGAACCACAAGAAACUGGCCAAUCGCAUUCCCAUCGUACGCUCCUUCGCUGACAUCGGCAAGAGGCAGUCUGAGUCAAACUGCAUAGACAAAAACGGUCAGAUGAUUUCUCCUCAGUCUCAGCCCGUCACCACGGAGGUCAAGAGCGAUGUGAGCCGUGAGAACAGUGCCGUGGACUUCAGUAAGAUAGAUCUUCAUUUCAUGAAAAAGAUUCCACCUGGCGCAGAGGCCUCGAAUAUCUUGGUCGGAGAGCUGGAGUUUCUCAACAGGCCUGUGGUGGCCUUUGUCCGUCUCUCUCCUGCCGUACUGCUCAAUGGCCUGGCAGAAGUGCCCAUUACAACCAGGUUCCUGUUCAUUUUGCUGGGGCCUCUGGGUAAAGGACCUCAAUAUCAUGAGAUCGGUCGAUCCAUCGCUACUCUAAUGACAGAUGAGGUUUUCCAUGACGUUGCGUAUAAAGCUAAAGACCGCAGCGAUCUGAUCGCUGGAAUUGAUGAAUUUCUUGACCAAGUGACAGUUCUGCCUCCGGGAGAAUGGGACCCUUCCAUCAGAAUUGAGCCGCCGAAAAAUGUGCCGUCCCAGGAGAAGAGAAAAAUCCCUGCAAUACCCAAUGGAGAGCUGGCAGAUACUGAGGAACAUGGAGGACAUGGAGGCCCUGAGCUGCAGCGCACCGGGAGGUUUUGUGGUGGACUUAUUCUGGAUGUGAAGAGGAAGGCUCCAUACUUCCUGUCUGAUUUCACAGACGCGCUCAGUCUGCAGUGUUUGGCCUCUUUCCUCUUCCUCUACUGCGCCUGCAUGUCUCCUGUCAUCACCUUCGGAGGGCUGCUGGGAGAAGCCACAGAGGGACGCAUAAGUGCAAUUGAAUCGCUGUUUGGCGCCUCCAUGACUGGAAUCGCUUACUCACUGUUCGCUGGGCAGCCGCUCACCAUCCUGGGCAGCACCGGUCCCGUUUUGGUGUUUGAGAAAAUAUUAUUCAAAUUCUGCAAGGAAUAUGGGUUGUCGUAUCUGUCUCUCAGAACGUGUAUUGGUUUGUGGACGGCGUUCCUCUGUCUGCUGCUGGUGGCCACUGACGCCAGCUCUCUCGUGUGUUACAUCACUCGCUUCACGGAGGAGGCGUUUGCCUCCCUCAUCUGCAUCAUCUUCAUUUAUGAGGCCUUGGAGAAGCUCAUACAUCUUGGCGAGACUUAUGCCAUCAACAUGAACAACAACCUCGAAAAACUCACGACAUACAGAUGUUCGUGUAUUGAGCCUCCAAACCCCAGCAAUGCCACUCUGCUGUACUGGGAGCAGAACAACAUCUCAGCUCCUGAAAUUUACUGGGAAGCUCUGGAAGUUCAGGACUGCAUUGAGAAGAAAGGAGAGUUUGUGGGCUCUGCUUGUGGGCCUCAUGGUCCUUAUAUUCCUGAUGUUCUCUUCUGGUCCGUUGUUCUCUUCUUCUCUACUGUUGCCAUGUCAGCAUUCCUCAAAGAAUUCAAGACCAGCCGCUACUUUCCCACUAAGGUCAGAGCCAUCAUCAGUGACUUUGCAGUAUUCAUCACUAUUGUUACUAUGGUUCUGAUGGAUUACGCCAUAGGGGUGCCUUCCCCCAAACUACAGGUCCCCAGUGUGUUUAAGCCAACUCGUGACGACCGUGGGUGGUUCAUUAACCCUCUUGGGCCGAACCCGUGGUGGACAUGUGUGAUCACAGUGAUUCCUGCUCUCCUCUGCACCAUCCUGAUCUUCAUGGAUCAGCAGAUUACAGCAGUGAUCAUCAACAGGAAGGAACACAAGCUGAAGAAAGGCUGUGGUUAUCACCUGGAUCUGUUCAUGGUGGCCUUGAUGUUGGGUGUGUGCUCUCUGAUGGGGUUGCCGUGGUUCGUGGCCGCGACGGUUCUGUCCAUCAGCCAUGUAAACAGUCUGAAACUGGAGUCGGAGUGCUCAGCGCCCGGCGAGCAGCCCAAGUUCCUGGGCAUCAGAGAGCAGCGAGUGACCGGCCUCAUGAUCUUCCUUCUCAUGGGCUGCUCCGUCUUCAUGACCUCAGUUCUGAAGUUCAUUCCCAUGCCAGUGCUCUAUGGAGUUUUUCUUUACAUGGGCGCAUCUUCACUCAGAGGAAUACAGUUUUUCGAUCGUUUGAGGUUGUUCGGGAUGCCGGCGAAACACCAGCCAGACUUCAUUUACCUGCGACAUGUUCCUCUCAGGAAGGUUCAUCUGUUCACCAUCAUUCAGCUCAGCUGUCUGGUUCUGCUAUGGGUUAUCAAAACCUCCAGAGCUGCUAUCGUCUUUCCCAUGAUGGUUUUGGCUCUGGUCUUUAUUCGCAAGCUGCUGGAUUUUAUCUUCACUAAGCGAGAGCUCAGCUGGCUCGAUGACCUCAUGCCUGAGAGCAAGAAGAAGAAACUCGAAGACGCUGAGCGAGAGGAGGAGCAAAGUAUUUUGGCAGAGGAAGAAGGAAUCGUUCAAGUGCCAUUGGAGGGACAUUACAAAGAUGAUCCUUCCACUGUCAACAUUACUGAUGAGAUGUCCAGAGGUUCAUUCGGAAAUACUUGGAAUGUCGUCAACACCAAAAAUGAUCCAAACUCAAAAAGCCCCCUUUCCUAAACUUGUUGAUGUUGAGGUCCCAACGCCUGUGUAAUAAAAAAGCGCACAAGGAACAUCGAUGGGAAGGUGAAGAGAGAUGAGCAUCUGAUAUAUCUUAUUCACUGUGUACACUGUGUACACACUCACACACACACACACACACACACACACAUGUGCCACACCUCUGCUCCCUGUCUUGUUUCAUGUAUCUAUAUUUUUACAUUAUAUCACAACGCUAAACUCUUUUUAGUUUAUAGAUAUAUAGCCUGCUGGUAAUACCAGCAAAUAAAGCCAAUACAUUGAUAGUUCUUGUGUGCAAGAUAAAGAGAGAGUGUGUAGCAGAAUUUUACAAUUAUUGUCUCUGAAGUGUUUUAUAUGUUUGUAUUUUAAAAAACAGUGUUCCUGUUCCAAUUAAAUCGAACAAUUUUCACUUUCCUAAAGGUUUGGAUAGCUUCAAGCAAAUAUGUUUACUGAUGUUUUGGUGAUAUAUCUACAGUAGUUGAGCGAUCAAUUAAUAAAACUGCAUAAUGAAUAUCUUAUUAACGUGUGUGUCCUUGAGAAGGACACUUGACCCCAGUUUGCUCAAGGGACAAAUGUCCCUGCAAUUUUUGUGUACUGUAAGACACUCAAAUAAAAAAUAAAGCAUCUGCUACUGUAUGAAUGGUACAUAAAAGCUUACUGUAAAUCCUUAAUAUACCUGCAAUAGCAUUAAUAUCAGAACAUUUACUGUAUUUUGUUGAACAGUUUGCAUUUAUGCAUAGAAAGCAUUGAAAAUCAAUUUUAGCGAUUUAAUAUUUUUUGCAAUUUAUUUAUACUACGAAUGCUGCUCGUAUAAAAGUGUAAAUAUUAUAUCCAUCAGUCUUGUCUAGAUAGAGUUUAUGCCUAUAUUUUCAAAGCUGUAUGUUGAUAAUCACAAUGCCAAAGUGUAGAUGUGUUUUCAUGCUAAUAUUCGAGGCGGAGAGACAGCUUUGGAUACUUUCCUCACAAGUAAUUGUUUGUAUUAAGAAAUGUAAUGCAUUCAAUGAAUGGAGAGUCUUCACGGAUGGAUUACAUUCCCUAUUCACUAAAGCAAUAGUGUUUUAGAAGGGCAGUUUUUACGUAACAUAUAAAUAAAUGUUUUAAAACGUUUCUGCAUGUUGAGGUCAUUCAAUGCAUUAUUUUCAUUUAAACCCUAUAAACUUCUACCAUUUCUAUUGCUAAAAGUAUUUAUAACUAAAUAGACAAGAAAUCAUUUUAAAAUUACACAAUUUAAAUGUUUUGCUCUUGUUAUGCUUAUUUGUUUUAUGGAUUAUACAGUAUCUUUACACUGGUGGUUUGAGAACAAUUGCUACUCUGCUGUCAUCAGUUAAUUAAAAUAUGUUCAUUCUGACUUAAGCUUAAGUCCUACUGCAUUUUUGCAAUAAUAUGCCAAUUACUUUUCACUGUGUGUUGAUGUUUCUGUAAGUUAUCUAGGUGUGAAAAAUGAAAUGAAGUAUCACUAAAUCCUCAAUCUGUGUGGUGUGACUUUCACUGGAAUCUUUUAAUUGUGUUCUGUAAUUGUUUUCGAAUAUGAGACAUGAGCAUUUCAUUCAUUGCACUUACACAACCCGUGAGAAAACGGUAUAAAUUUACAGAUUUCUGGAGUUUUUAUUCCUCAUAUUUCUUCUACAGUGAAAUAAAAAGCUGCUAUAUGGAUGUCUUUGCAAGUAUAUCUCGCUAUGAUGAGAGCUAUUUAUGUAACUGGAAUAUAUAUAUAUAUAUAUAUAUAUAUAUAUAUACAGUUGUGCUCAGAAUGUUUGCAUACCCUGGCAGAAAUUUUGGCAUUGAUUUUGAAAAUAUAAAAAAAAACUGUCUUUUAUUUAAGGAUAGUGAUCAUAUGAAGCCAUUUAUUAUCACAUAGUUGUUUGGCUCCUUUUUAAAUCAUAAUGAUAACAGAAAUCACCCAAAUGGCCCUGAUCAAAAGUUUACAUACCCUUGACUGUUUGGCCUAGUUACAGACACACAAGGUGACACACACAGGUUUAAAUGGCAAUUAAAGGUUAAUUUCCCACACCUGUGGCUUUUUAAAUUGCAAUUAGUGUCUGUGUAUAAAUAGUCAAUGAGUUUGUUAGCUCUCACGUGGAUGCACUGAGCAGGCUAGAUACUGAGCCAUGAGGAGCAGAAAAGAAUUGUCAAAAGACUGCAUAACAAGGUAAUGGAACUUUAUAAAGAUGGAAAAGGAUAUAAAAAGAUAUCCAAAGCCUUGAAAAUGCCAGUCAGUACUGUUCAAUCACUUAUGAAGAAGUGGGAAAUUCGGGGAUCUCUUGAUACAAAGCCAAGGUCAGGUAAACCAAGAAAGAUUUCAGCCACAACUGUCAGAAGAAUUGUUUGGGAUACAAAGAAAAACCCACAGGUAACCUCAGGAGAAAUACAGGCUGCUCUGGAAAAAGACGGUGUGGUUGUUUCAAGGAGCACAAUACGACGAUACUUGAACAUAAAUGAGCUGCAUGGUCGAGUUGCCAGAAAGAAGCCUUUACUGCGCCAGUGCCACAAAAAAGCCCAGUUACAAUAUGCCCGACAACACCUUGACACGCCUCACAGCUUCUGGCACACUGUAAUUUGGAGUGACGAGAUCAAAAUAGAGCUUUAUGGUCACAACCAUAAGCGCUAUGUUUGGAGAUGGGUCAACAAGGCCUAUAGUGAAAAGAAUACCAUCCCCACUGUGAAGCUUGGUGGUGGCUCACUGAUGUUUUGGGGGUGUUUGAGCUCUAAAGGCACGGGGAAUCUUGUGAAAAUUGAUGGCAAGAUGAAUGCAGAAUGUUAUCAGAAAAUACUGGCAGACAAUUUGCAUUCUUUUGCACGAAAGCUGUGCAUGGGACUCUCUUGGACUUGCCAGCAUGACAAUGACCCUAAGCACAAGGCCAAGUUGACCCUCCAGUGGUUACAGCAGAAAAGGUGAAGGUUCUGGAGUGGCCAUCACAGUCUUCUGACCUUAAUAUCAUCGAGCCACUCUGGGGAGAUCUCAAAUGUGCGGUUCAUGCAAGACGACCAAAGACUUUGCAUGACCUGGAGGCAUUUUGCCAAGAUGAACGGGCAGCUAUACCACCUGCAAGAAUUUGAUGCCUCAUAGACAACUAUUACAAAAGACUGCACGCUGUCAUUGAUGCUAAAGGGGGCAAUACACAGUAUUAAGAACUAAGGGUAUGCAGACUUUUGAACAGGGGUCAUUUUAUUUUUUUCUUUGUUGCCAUGUUUUGUUUUAUGAUUGUGCCAUUCUGUUAUAACCUACAGCUGGAUAUGAAUCCCAUAAGAAAUAAAAGAAAUGUG
Myxocyprinus asiaticus (Chinese sucker) is the source of this 8501-nucleotide messenger RNA. RefSeq names its product solute carrier family 4 member 10b (gene slc4a10b). Gene Ontology annotation, biological process: regulation of intracellular pH; bicarbonate transport; positive regulation of DNA-templated transcription. NCBI's taxonomy places the organism in Eukaryota, Metazoa, Chordata, Actinopteri, Cypriniformes, Catostomidae. The record is from RefSeq and is a predicted model, not a curated record. Bases 96 to 5237 code for a protein of 1713 amino acids. Gene Ontology annotation, cellular component: plasma membrane; nucleus; basolateral plasma membrane. The transcript has 36 exons. Gene Ontology annotation, molecular function: DNA-binding transcription factor activity; sodium:bicarbonate symporter activity; solute:inorganic anion antiporter activity.